Molecule: messenger RNA, 474 nt
Organism: Exophiala aquamarina CBS 119918
Lineage: Eukaryota; Fungi; Ascomycota; Eurotiomycetes; Chaetothyriales; Herpotrichiellaceae
Product: multiprotein-bridging factor 1
Exons: 2
Coding region: 1-474 (157 amino acids)
Cellular component (GO): nucleus
Molecular function (GO): DNA binding
Source: RefSeq, a predicted model, not a curated record
AUGGCUGAUAACGACUGGGACAAUGUUACAAGGAUUGGAAAGAGUGUGAGAGCUGGAGGCGGCACUGCGGUUGAUCGAGAGCGUGUCAUUAAGGGCAAGUCUGCAAUCAACGCCGCCGGCCGCUCUGGAGCCAUCAUCGGCACCGAGAAGAAAUAUGCCAGCUCCAAUACAAAAUCGGCCGUGGAAGGCCAGCACCUGACGAAAGUCGAUCGGUCUGAUGAGAUUGUGAAGCCAAAGACCGUCGGCCGCGAAGUUGCCGCAGCCAUCGUCAAGCGAAGAAACGAGAUCACCCCCAAGAUGACUCAGAAAGACCUCGCAACCAAGACCAACAUGCUUGCCACCGAGAUCCAGGCCUACGAAAACGGCUCUGCCGCCCCCGAUCAGACCAAACUCGGCAGACUUGAGAAGGCCCUGGGCAUCAAGCUCCGAGGCACGGAUAUCGGCUCGCCAUUAACGUUUGGGAAGAAAAAGUAG